AAUAAGUUAUCGGAACGGUCUUCACCGACACGCCACGUGUUGGCACUUGCACAUGCAUGACGCAGGCGUGAGUUUUGUCUACCGCGCGCGCGCGCAUAGAACAUCAUUGAGAAGAAAUACAUUUUGGGACCUUUUCGGACGGCCCUUUAGGGAAUUCCUAUGCGUUUUUAAUUUGCAAUAACGGCCCAGUGACGUGGCGUAAGUCGCCAAACGAGCCCUCACUUGCGUAGUGCCGCGAUGCUUUUAGUCAGGAAAUGGCUGGACAAAUGGAGGAGCACAUGCUUCCAGACGUAACCUAAAAACAUUGAGCUAAAUCAGACGUGCGUCCCAACGCGGGCUCUGACCCGGCGGGCGGGAAUGGGAGGUUUAUCCACGCGAAUUCGUCGUCCUGUCCCCACCGCCGUAAGCCCCAUAUCCGACCCCAUUGGCUACAUCUGCUCCUGUAUCCUCAAACGGGAUUACAGACGCUGCAAGAGAUUUCUGAAGAAAGGCACCUGGAUGAAGGUGGUCCAGCAGCAAGCUGAGCGAACCCGCAACGGCGAACCAAUGGAUCUGCGGAUCAUGGACCUCCCGCUCCACCUCAUGUUCGCCAUCAGCCAGAACGGCAUGUACGACCGCACCUUCCUGAGAUUUCUGCGCCUCCUACUCAACUAUGGCUACGACCCUGAUAUACCAGACGAGAAGGGGGUGGUGGCUCUUCAUGCUGCUCUUAUGAGGGUCAACUUCUUCAGCGCCCUGGCCUCAGUGCGUCUCCUGCGCAGGAGGGAGGUGUACACGACAAAAUUUGUCUUGGCCCUGUGCCAAGCAGGUGCCCAUGUGAAUGUUCAUGAGGACCGAGGUGAGAGAACGCCACUCCAUGUUGCUGCCAAGUGCAACCUCGUCCACUGCGUCAAGAUUCUCCUGGACUAUGGGGCAGAGAUUGAGGCCCUUGAUGCUGAGGACAAGACCGCCUUGUGCUUGGCAGCUGAAUCAGCUGCUCUGGAGUCCCUCGAAUGCUUGUUAGAUCAUGGGGCCUGUGUAAAUACAUGUAGCCUGCGCAGACAGACACCACUGCAUCGUGCCGUCGAUGCUCUGCCAACAUACAACGCUGAGCGAUGCGUGCAUCUGCUGCUUGACGAGGGGGCAGACCCAAAUGCCCAAGACAUCAAUGGGAACACGCCCCUCCAUCUGGCCACUCGCAGUCGGGCGGAAGGAUCCAUCAUACACCAGCUGCUGCUCUACGAAGCGGACGCCUCCAUCCAGAAUGCAUUGCACCACUCCGCACUGUACGAGUACCUCAUUGCCUACAGCUUGCCAGAGCCUCACCAGCUGGCUUCUCAGCUGACGCUGGAGCAUCUGGAGUCCUAUCCAGGCUUCUUGGCGCUGCUGGAAAGUACGCCACGAUCACCUCGCAUGAUUCGCAACAAGGAAGGCCGAAUCUUGCCCAUGCUGACCGAGGCCCGCCUGAAGCCCCUCUUUGAGCAAUUUGACGUCCUUGACGAGCCCCAGUCUCUACAGAGUCUGUGCCGUCAAACCAUCAGGCUAGCUGUGGGGAUCGCGCCACUGGUCUAUCUUAAGAACAUGGUCAAGUGUCUUGGGCUUCCCCCACGCCUUGAGGAGUAUGUGAGUAGUGCAAGGUACCGUCAGGCCAUGAGGGCUCCAGGAUUAAUGUUUCGGCUUAGACUUAUCAGUUAAGUCAAACGUCCUAAACUCUGAGAUGAUUAAAAAUACGUAAAUGCAGUUACAAAAUUAUAAAGCUUCACAACCAGAUCAAGUGUUUUCAGUGAUUUUUUGAUGGGUGAGUAACAAGUGAAAGGACAGGAUGAAAGAGGUCCAAUCAAGUCAACAAUAAUAAAAGAAAGUCUAUGAUAAAGGGUAUACAUUAAUUACUGUGCGAAAAUUAGACAUCUGUAAUACAAAAGACACAAACUUCCUGCAUGGAUUAAAAUAACAAGUCAGUUUUUUAUUCAUAACAUGGAAUCACUUCCAUACUAAAAUGGUAUCUGAUGUUUAAAACUUGGGGAAUUUUAUACUGACUGACCGUGAUGACCGUUUGGAAGCUGUGGUGAUGAGCAACUGAUGGAGCACUUUACAUCAGACACAUGUACAAGUCUUAUGAAUCUUUUGAGGUUUGGGUUUUAAAACCCGUGUUUGAUUUUAUUCACAAGAUACAACAUCCCAUCCUUCACCAGAGAUUUUCCCCGUAGUCUUUGGAAGAUUGUGCAGGAUGGAAACAGGCAGAGCCCACCUACUACUAUUCUGCUAGAAGUUUGAUUUCCCUCACGAAGGUUCAAGUGUAAAGAAUGUUCUACCGGUUGUAUGGGGGAAGGCUGGGACAAUGCAUAAGGUUUCAAGCUAGAAACCCCAAGAGCAUUGAAGUUGUUCAAGAACACAAACGUCUCAGGCCAGGACAAUGUCUGUUGGCACGACUCCCAUGCCUUGCACCUUUAUAAUGAAACUGUGGAGGCAUAAGCCAAAGUGUACUGUAUUUUACCUGGACAAAAAAAUAAUAAAGCCAGUGCUUGUUCAUUCA
Molecule: messenger RNA, 2512 nt
Organism: Acanthaster planci (crown-of-thorns starfish)
Lineage: Eukaryota; Metazoa; Echinodermata; Asteroidea; Valvatida; Acanthasteridae
Biological process (GO): intracellular signal transduction
Molecular function (GO): protein binding
Source: RefSeq, a predicted model, not a curated record